Contarinia nasturtii (swede midge) is the source of this 1552-nucleotide messenger RNA. RefSeq names its product serine protease inhibitor 42Dd-like. The coding region runs from base 87 to 1478 and encodes 463 amino acids. Gene Ontology annotation, molecular function: serine-type endopeptidase inhibitor activity. The record is from RefSeq and is a predicted model, not a curated record. Lineage: Eukaryota; Metazoa; Arthropoda; Insecta; Diptera; Cecidomyiidae. The transcript is spliced from 4 exons.
AAUUAUAUGGAAGGGAAUCAAAAUUAUAGUGAAACUAAAAAUAGCAAGAACAUUUAAAAGAAAAUUCAGUAAAAAAUUGUAUUGAAAUGUAUAACGACGUAAAUUUUGCAAGGAAUGAAUUUAAGUUAGCCGGAAAUUAUGAUAACUUGGGAUCGCAAUUUGAUAGGAGGGCAGCAUUUGAAUACGAAAUAACAAACAACCUGAGCAGACCAAAAAGAUAUAGAAAACAGCAAGAUCGUGAUAGUUUGGCGAAUAGAUACAGAAGAUAUGCUAAUCAAGAUAGAUAUGCUGCCGCUAAUACACUUCGAGACGAUGUAUUACGUAAUUGGAGAGAAACAUCCUAUUCAGCUCCACGUUACCAACCUUACCAACGGCCAUCAGGUCAUGGUUGGAGAGAAAAUCAUGAAAAUUUAAGGAAACCACGUUUUCCUCUGAAACCCAACAGGAAUGAUGGUUAUAAAAAGAUGAAGAUGUCAUCUGGAAAGGUUAAUAUCACCAAUCUAACCGAGGGCAUUUGCAAUUUUGCUGCUGAUAUUUAUAAGGAAUGUACAAAAUCGACUCGUGGUGAUGUAAUAAUUUCACCAUUAUCAAUUGCCGUUGCACUUGGUCUAUUGGCACAAGGUGCCAAUGGAAAUACGUAUGAUGAACUCCGCAAAGGAUUACAUUUGACACAUGACAAAGAGACAAUAGCUAAUCAAUUUGUUGCAUAUUUUGAAUUAUUGCAUAAUACUGUUGGACAGUCAACAUUUUCGAUUGCAAAUCGAUUAUAUAUCCAAUCUGGCCAUCAAAUCAAUAGACAUUUCCAAGAAGUGGCAGUGAAAAAAUUUUCAUCGGGCAUUGAAUCGUUGAAUUUUGCACAAUCCGCUGAAAGUGCCGCAAUCAUAAAUCACUUUGUGGAAUCGAAAACAAAUGGAAAAAUUAAGGAUUUGAUCAAUCCCUAUAUGCUGAACGCCCAAACACGUUUGGUUUUGGUGAAUGCCAUCUAUUUUAAAGGUAACUGGGAACACCAAUUUGAUCCGAGAAACACAGAACAAGGCCAUUUUUAUGUGAGUGAAACCAAAACCGUGCCAGUCAAUUUUAUGAGCAUUACGAAGAAAUUCAACCACGCUGUUUUGGAUGAAUUGGAUGCCACGGCCGUUGAAAUGAACUAUGCUAAUUCGAACUUUUCAUUUAUGAUCGUUUUGCCGAAUAAGCGCACAGGCCUAUCGACCCUUGAAAACAGGUUGCAAAAUUACGACUUGGCUAAAAUCACUAAAAAAAUGCACAGCACAAAGGUGGGAGUGAGCAUUCCAAAAUUCAAGAUCGAAUUCGAAAUUAACUUGAAUGACGCUUUGAAACAUAUGGAUAUGGCUUAUAUGUUUAGCCAGAAAGCUGAUUUUAGCGGACUGUUGGAAUCAAAUGAGCUGUUGUUCGUAUCGGACGUGGUCCAUAAGGCAUUUAUCGAAGUGAAUGAAGAAGGUGCAGGUUUUUGUGAUUGAAGCAUCUCUGGCUGGAAAAAACUUUUAAAGCAAUAUUUUAAAAAAAAUAUACCAAAAAAAUCCUGACUACUUUA